GUGAGUGUAACCAAAAUUAGAUAAGAUUGGAAUUGUCAUUCUGGGUUCUACCUUAAGCAAUAUCCUCAAUUUUAACACACUAUUUCUCUCAUUUAGCUCUUACCUCUGUUCUGCCUUGUUCCUCACAAAAUAUCACUUUCUAUUUUAAAAUCAACACAAAGACCCGCUUCUCUUCCUCAACCCCUGAAGAACUAAGAUGUGCCUCCCAUUCUCUCUCCUCUUCAUCCUCCUCCCUCUUUUCUUCCCUACAUAAAAAUCCCAUUUUUUCUUUUAUUUUCUUUUUAUUUUUAUUCCCUUUUCCCCUUCUCAUGAACUCAACCUCUGUUUAUUAUUUUCUCUGUUUUGGAAAUGGAUUUUGGCUUGGUGGGUGUUGAAGGUUUGGUAUCGAGUCAAAACGUGUCUUCUUCAGAGAAGCAACAAGUACUAGAAGGAAAACCCAAGUGUAAUAUUGGAUCUGGGUUCUUCAAACAACAAAGAUCCGACCCAUUUGGUGAUGAUGAAAAUAGGAAUUCAAAAAUGGUAAAAAGAGAUGAACUUUUGGGUUUAAGAUAUGAUAAUGUACACCCUAAACAACAAAUGCUGAGCUUUUCUUCUUCAACUAAACCUCAAGUUAGCUAUCUUACUGCUAAAGAUUUGGGAUUUAUUGAUGAUAAAAACACUCAAAAUCUUGUCCUUUCUUAUUUUCAGGAAUCCCCUUAUACUAGAAAUCUUACUGGAAUAAGAGGACCUUUUACACCAGCUCAAUGGAUUGAGUUAGAACAUCAGGCUAUCAUUUACAAGUACCUAACUGCAAAUGUUCCUGUUCCUGCCAAUUUGCUCAUUCCAAUUAGAAAAGCUUUAAGCUCUUCUGGGUUUCCUGGCUUCUCUAUUGGAUCUUAUCCUGCCCAUUCAUAUGGAUGGGGCCCUUUCCAUCUAGGAUUUUCAGGCAGCACCGAUCCUGAGCCCGGGAGGUGUCGUCGUACUGAUGGAAAGAAAUGGCGGUGCUCUAGGGAUGCAGUUCCCGACCAGAAGUAUUGUGAAAGACAUAUAAACCGAGGUCGCCAUCGUUCAAGAAAGCCUGUGGAAGGCCACAAUGGCCAAGCUGUCUCUGGACCCACUAGCACAAAGGUGGUACCUGCGAUGUCUGCCUCCAUGUCAUCGCUGGUAACAUCAAUUGUCGGUGCCUCUAACAGUGUCACUAUUGCGCAUCAGCAUCGCUGCAUCCAUGAUAAUCCGGGUCUAUCCGUGCUGCCUCCUACUUUGAAUUUGAAAACCAACGAUAGCGAGAUUUCUAUUGGCAAACAAUAUAUCUCCUUCGGUGAAUCUUCACAAUCAGAGUUUGGACUUGUGUCUACUGAUUCUCUCCUGAAUCCUACACAGAAGAGUGCAUAUUUGGGUUGUAAAAAUUACGAUUCUCCUAUCUUGGAGUUCAAUGCUCAGAAAACCCAAGACCAAUACCCACUCCGACAUUUCAUGGAUGUCUGGCCCAGGGACGAUGCUAAUCGUUCUGGCAUUCCCUGGUCUGAAGAUCUGAAAUCAGAUUUGACUCGACUCUCGAUGUCAAUUCCCAUGUCAACGAAUGACUUCUUAUCGUCUUCACCCGAUCAAGAGAAAACAACUGUUUCAUCUCUGAGGUUGGCCCGUGAGCUUGUUGUGGAUGACACAGGCAUAAGGUAUAAUGCCGGGGUACCAAUUACAUGGGAAAAUUCAAUGGGAGGACCUUUAGGGGAGGUCCUAAACAAUACAAGCAAUGUGAAAUCAGCCCUAAAUCUGAAGGGUGAUGGAUUUGAUGGGAGCCCUCAGCUUGGGUCAUCCCCUACCGGAGUCCUGCAGAGUUCACCCUUUGUUUCUCUUUCCAACAGUUGCUAGGCUGGCAGUCCGACAGGCGAGAAUUAGAAAAAACCUUGUUUUUGCGAUGAUAUCCUUGGGUCAGCAGCUCAUGCCAAUUCGAGGUUCAUUCCUUCAAUGUAAACAAUCUGAAGAAGUAGCCUAGCAACUAGCAAGGUAGAGGAGAAUGAAAAGAAGACAUAAUUAUGUGAAAAAUUAGUUCCAAAAGCAGUCUUCUUACUGACCUGUUUAAGAUGUGCUUAUUAUUUAUUUCCCUUUUUUUUAUGUUUUUUAUAAAUUAAAGAUCAAGUUUUCUGAAUAGUCAACUUUGGGAAGGCCAAAACUCAGAACAGGUUGCAUAUUUGUACUUGUAUUCAUACUAAAAUUUAUAUCUUAAUAUAUGCUUAACUAAAAAUUUUAAAAAUUUGAUAUUAUAAAAAUAUGCAAUUUGAGUAUUUUACGAUUUAAAAAAGAUUUCACUUGA
This is a messenger RNA of Amaranthus tricolor (Joseph's coat), 2290 nucleotides long. Its product is annotated as growth-regulating factor 2-like. Gene Ontology annotation, biological process: DNA-templated transcription; regulation of DNA-templated transcription; developmental process. Gene Ontology annotation, molecular function: ATP binding. The transcript has 4 exons. Gene Ontology annotation, cellular component: nucleus. NCBI's taxonomy places the organism in Eukaryota, Viridiplantae, Streptophyta, Magnoliopsida, Caryophyllales, Amaranthaceae. The record is from RefSeq and is a predicted model, not a curated record. Bases 349 to 1848 code for a protein of 499 amino acids.